AUGGGAGAGUUCAUGAAUGGCUCUCGCGCUUCCACGCGAGUGGAACUCAAAGAUGGCUGGAUGCUCAAGCAAGCGGGCGAUGAAUCCGAAAAUGCCUGGCUACCAGUUCAAGCGGUGCCCACAGAUGUUUAUAGAGAGCUCUUGGCAAACAAGAAGAUCGCGGAUCCCUUCGAGGACUUAAACGAACUCUCGGUUAGAUGGGUUGCGGAUCAAGACUGGGUGUACAAAAAGCACUUCGGAGUCGAUCUCCAGGCCGUGAGCCCAGGGGCUAGGUUGGACCUCGUCUUUGAAGGCCUAGACACAUUUGCCACAGUCUACUUGAACGGAAAAGAGAUACUCACGUCGGAAAACAUGUUCUUGUCCCAUCGUGUCAACGUCAAUGAUCACUGCAGAAGCGACAAUGUCCUCGAGAUUGUUUUCGAUUCUGCCCGGCUCCGAGGCCAGAAACUACUUGAAGAACACAGCCAUGAGCAUCGGUUCAUUGCACGCCAGACUGAAGACGGUAGAAUUCCCGUACGUAAAGCGCAGUACCACUGGGGCUGGGACUGGGGUCCAAUAUUGGUCGGUACGUCCGGCCCGUGGAAACCGGUAUACAUCGACUGCUACGUGGCACGGAUUGACGACAUCUGGGUCGAAAGCCAGUUCAGCGACGACUUGAAAGAUUGUUCCGGGUACAUACAUGGCAAUACCGCAGGCGAUUUGAACGGCGCUAAGGUAUCUAUAAGCCUGACAUAUGGGGGCGAGCAAGUGUUUCGAACGGAAUGUGUUGUUGGCACAGAUGGGUCCAUCAAAUGCCCAUUUGCUAUCUCAUCCGUGAAGCUUUGGUGGCCUCAGCCGUAUGGUGCCCCGCUACGUUACAGACUCGAUGCGGCUCUUUACCGAGACGGAACGGUUGUGGAUGAGAAGUCCAAGAUGAUUGGUUUUCGAAAGGUUGAAUUGGUGCAGACGCCAGAUGCUUCCGGAAAGUCAUUUUACUUCCGUAUCAACGGGACCGACAUCUUCGCUGGUGGAUCGUGCUGGAUCCCUGGCUCGAGUUACCUGUCAGAACUGUCUAAGGAAAAGUACUACGACUGGAUCGAGCUACUUCAAAGAGGUAACCAGAACAUGGUCCGAGUCUGGGGUGGUGGAAUUUACGAGGAUGAUGCGUUUUACGACGCCUGCGACGAACUUGGCGUACUUGUCUGGCAAGACUUCUGCUUUGCCUGUGGCAACUACCCAGCGUAUCCUUCCUUCAUGCGAUCGUUCGAGCUUGAAGCUCGCCAGAACAUUCAACGUCUGAGAAGCCACCCUUCUCUCGUGAUAUGGGCUGGGAGUAACGAGGAUUAUCAGGUUCAAGAGAGAUACAAGCUGCACUAUGACUACUCGGACAAGGACCCACAAUCUUGGUUGAAGUCCAACUUCCCCGCCAGGUACUAUUACGAAUAUCUUCUGCCCAAGGUUGUUCAGGAAGAGCAUCCGGGGGCGGCAUAUCAUCCGACAAGUCCCUGGGGUGACGGCAAAGAUACAGCCGAUCCGACAGUGGGGGAUAUACACCAGUGGAACAUAUGGCAUGGGACGAUGGAGAAGUACCAAUAUGCAGACAGCCUCGGUGGUCGGUUCGUCAGCGAGUUUGGUAUGGAAGCAUAUCCUCAUUUGGAGACCAUCCUGUCGGCUGUUACCAAACCUGAACAACAAUACCCAGGUUCAAUGACGAUGGACUUCCACAACAAAGCUAUUGGUCACGAAAGACGUCUGGUCAGCUACGUAGCCGAGAACUUCCAGCUCAAGACCGACCUUCCGUCCUUUACACACCUGACUCAGAUGGUCCAGGCAGAAGCAAUGUCAUACGCUUACAAGCAUUGGCGGAGAGCUUGGGGCACACAUACAGGAACCCAAGGCCAACCGAUAGAGCGCAAGUGCGGCGGCAUCUUGGUCUGGCAAUUCAAUGAUUGCUGGCCUACUAUGUCAUGGGCUAUUGUCGACUAUUAUGGUAUAAGAAAGCCAGCAUACUACUCUAUCUCGAGGGCGUUGAAACCGAUUACCAUAGCUGUCUCGCGGACCGUUCGAGACUGGUCAAAGAAGAAGAUGAAUGAGAUGCUAGAGCUGGGCCAAGUUGACCCUACCACGGAGGCUAGAGAAGGCACUGUUUACAACGUAUGGAUUGCCAACAGCACGGGUGUUGUAGCUGCCAGUGAGGUCAGAGUCGAAGUACGCUUUGUCUCGAUCAAAACAGGAAGCAGCGUGUUGCCUACUCAAGGCCGUACGGUUCAAAUGGACACAAACUCGACCACAGACGUGUGGAAGGAUCAGGUCGGACCCCUGAAUGCGGACCUUUGCGAUCCGACGAAACCAUUCGACCUGGACAAAUAUGACCCUUACGUUAUCCACGCCACCUUGUAUCUCCAGGGUAUAAGAACCUCAACAGACACAGCAUGGCCAGAACCUUUCAAGUUUCUCGAUUUCGCGGAUCGAGGACUGAAGUUCAAAAAGUCGGGAGACAAGGCUACCCAGGUGAUCAUUACCGCAGAUAAACCAGUAAAAGGGCUUGUAUUCGAGGAGACGAGAGUCAUGAGACUGAACGACAACAAUUUCGACAUCGUUCCAGGAGAAGAUGUCCUUGUGGAGGUGGAAGGGGUGCCGCUUAAUGAGUUGCGCUACACCUACGUUGGCGCGCCUGUUGGAUCGAUCAAGAUUGAUUUCACUUAG
Neoarthrinium moseri is the source of this 2685-nucleotide messenger RNA. RefSeq lists its product as uncharacterized. Gene Ontology annotation, biological process: carbohydrate metabolic process; glycoprotein catabolic process. NCBI's taxonomy places the organism in Eukaryota, Fungi, Ascomycota, Sordariomycetes, Amphisphaeriales, Apiosporaceae. The coding region runs from base 1 to 2685 and encodes 894 amino acids. The transcript has 5 exons. The record is from RefSeq and is a predicted model, not a curated record. Gene Ontology annotation, molecular function: beta-mannosidase activity.